AUGUUAAUUUAUCGGCAUAACAAUUAGUGUGUAGCACGACAUUAUUUUGUGCUGCAUAAAGUCGUGAACAGUUGUGUAUGUUGCAAAAAAUGUACGGAAUCUCCGUUGUAUCUAGAGCAGAAGUCUGUGUGAAUGCGUAAGAACUCGGCAAUAAUACGCUUUUCUCGGAAAAAAAAUCACGUGACCAGAACGCGAUGAUCGAGUAUUCUAAGUAGAAUGUGCCGUACACUAUGGGAGACGAAGUUGACAAGCCUAGCCGAGUGCCAGAGUCACCAGGAGCAAAGGCAAUUGUCACCCCAGGCGAAGGAAACCACAGCAGCGGAUUUCAUCAGGCUGGUCGUAAUGAGGCUGAUCUUCGGGCUAGCCUCAGCGAUGGGUUACGGCGAAGGACUUUCCAACGUUUUGGGCGGCAUCUUUGUGCCUCCCGGGGCCGAUUACGACGACGACUACGAUUUCGUGCCCGACCUGUUCUAGCGGGAUAUAUAUGCUCACCCACAUAUAGAAGGAGGAAAAACGAGAUUUUUCGGAUACGCGUGUAUACAUACACACACGUCUGCGCGAAUCUGCCGAACAGACGGCAGGGGAUUCGGCUGACGCGCGCUCUUUUUACGUGUGAACUUGUACGAUACAUAUACGUUGAGAAAACUGCUUUGUCGAAUGACUGAAAGUGCUUAUGCUUUUGCCAAAGUAGUUUUCAUCCAAAUUUCGAACCUGAGACUGCGGUGCAUAUCAUUGUUUUCCAAGCGAUUGCCGAUAUAUAUCAAAACUAAAGUGUACAUAAUGUACGAUUUUUUACACGCGGCAUAGUGUUUUUAAGUUAUCAUACUCUCUGAUGUGUACUAUAUUUGUAUGAUCAUCGAAAAAAUCAUUUGUUAAAGCGGUUACCUGCACACUUAUUCGUAGGAUGAUUUUUGUUAACGAGUGCGCAAUUUUUUACCGACCCGAUCAUCUAUUUAUUUAUUUAUUUAUUUAUUUAUUUAUUCGUAUAGGCCUUCUGUUGAUUGUUAGUUACGAAAAACACGUUGAAUCGUAAUAUUUUCACACCUAUAUAAUAACGAGCACGUAUUAUACGCACACUGCGCAGUAAUAAGAAAAUUGUGAAGCGAAACUUUUCCAACUGGUCGCAACGUCUGUACAUACUGUAUUUACGUGCCUACACGCCUAUUUAUCGUUAAUAAAAAGCAGCAUAUAAAACACAAGA
Nasonia vitripennis (jewel wasp) is the source of this 1201-nucleotide messenger RNA. RefSeq lists its product as uncharacterized. NCBI's taxonomy places the organism in Eukaryota, Metazoa, Arthropoda, Insecta, Hymenoptera, Pteromalidae. Bases 217 to 474 code for a protein of 85 amino acids. The transcript has 2 exons. The record is from RefSeq and is a predicted model, not a curated record.